CGAACUGCACCAAUCAAUAAUCGAAGUCACUAGCGACCAAUUCACACUUAUUCCUUCGAUAUUACAACUUUUCGAUUAUCGAAGGAGAAUCAUUUCGAUAAUCGAAAUUGAAAGAAUAGAUAACGGAAUUUUGGACGAUGUCAACACCGGGACGAAUAAAACUACAAUCAAAAAAUAAAAUUAAAGAAAAGGCAAAUAAUAAUGAAUUAAUAUUCAAACAAAGUAGUAGCAUUCAUGAACAAAAAAAAAUAAAGGAGUUAUGGAAGUUUUUAGAUUUGCAAUGUGAUUUGCAGCCCUUUAAGCCAUUACAAUCAAGAAGCAAAUUACCUUUUUAUUCCUGUAUAUGUGAUCCUCACAAACAGUUGGAAAAAUCCGAAGGAUUUGUAUCUGAUAGUGCUUCCGAUUUAAAAUUACCGUCUUCGUCCGAAGAUGUAAAUAAAAAAAGAAUUUGGUACCAUGGCUUACAAUUUUUUCAAAAAAUUGGAUUAGACAAGGCUGCCCUCUUUAAAGACAAAUGUAAAUUUUGUUUCGCGGAAAAAGAUUUUGAGAAAUUGAACAUGGAUUAUACCGAUGAAGUAUCUCAAACAUACGAUGAAUUGCAAGCAGAGAUAACAUCUUUCGAAAAACGGUUAGCAAUUCGUGGAGUCGAAAAUUUGAAUAUUUGGAAAAAUUAAUCGACGGAAUGAACAUUUAUAUGCAAGCAAAUUCUUCGUAAAGAAAUAGAAGAAUAAAAUCAAAGUAGAAAGAUAAAAGAAACGAUAGAUGGCCUACAGAGGUUAGGGUUGCAUCUACUAAAUAAGAAGGAAGAGUGAUAGAAAAAGGAAAGGGUUAUAGAGAAGAGAGAAAGAUAGAUAGAAAGAGAAUGAUGGUGGGUUAAAGAGAGGGAAGUAGAGAAGAGGAGAGGAAAAGCAGUCUCGUUGACGGAGAUUCGACGAAGCAGCGAUGUUUAAUCGGUGUUGGCCCGCAUCAGGUUGAUCGAGGACCCCCCAGUCGGGUGUUUGAGGACGACGACGGCGACGUGAGGCACACACUGUGGGGUACCGUGGAGCACACCGUUGGGGUGGGAGAGGAAAGGACGCGAGUAAAAGCGAGGAGGGUACCCGGCUAGAGGCUACGCUGUGCCGAUGAAGCGAACAAUGGAGGCGGGAUGCUCAUUUGUCUGCGGGUAUUGUUGUUCACUCGGCCGGAAACACGAGAGCUCCGUACUCUCUCUCUCUCUCUCUCUCUCUCUCCUUCUCUCUUUUUCUUGCUCCCUCCCCUCUCUUUGUCCUUCAUUCUCCAUGUCUCUUCCUCUUUUUCUCUAUAUUUCCUUCAUCCUAGUUCUCUUCCUCUUCCUCCUCUUCCUUCUCUUUCUCUCAUCAUUCGCUAGUUUCAUCUCUUUAUCUAUCUUUCUUUUUCUCAAAAAUCACCGCAAUUCCUUUUAUCAUUUCUCGUACUCGUUAUACUCUU
Molecule: messenger RNA, 1449 nt
Organism: Vespula vulgaris
Lineage: Eukaryota; Metazoa; Arthropoda; Insecta; Hymenoptera; Vespidae
Exons: 4
Coding region: 138-674 (178 amino acids)
Source: RefSeq, a predicted model, not a curated record